GGUCACGCUUGUGUUGUGUGCGUCAGCCCUUGGUGCUGGUGUUGCUGGACAUCCCGCCCAUGCUGCCGGUGCUGGACGGCGUGGUGAUGGAGCUUCAGGACUGCGCCCUCCCGCUGCUGAGGGAGGUGAUCCCCACCGACAAGGUGGAGGUGGGCUUCAAGGACAUCGAUGCCGCCAUCCUGGUGGGCUCCAUGCCCAGGAAGGAGGGCAUGGAGAGGAAGGACCUGCUCAAGGCCAACGUGGCCAUCUUCAAGACGCAGGGCGCCGCCCUGGACAAGUUUGCCAAGAAGACGGUCAAGGUUCUGGUGGUGGGCAACCCGGCCAACACCAACUGCCUGAUCGCCUCCAAGUCGGCCCCGUCCAUCCCCAAGGAAAACUUCUCCUGCUUGACCCGGCUGGACCACAACCGUGCCUCCUCGCAGGUGGCGCUGCGCUGCGGCGUGUCCUCGGACAAGGUCAAGAACGUUAUCAUCUGGGGCAACCACUCUUCCACGCAGUACCCGGACGUUCACCACGCCAAGGUCAACGUGCGCGGCGCCGAGGCGGCCGCGUACGACUGCGUCAAGGACGACGCUUGGCUCAGGGGAGCCUUCAUCUCGACGGUGCAGCAGCGCGGCGCCGCCGUCAUCAAGGCCAGAAAGCUAUCCAGCGCCAUGUCGGCCGCCAAGGCCAUCUGCGACCACAUGAGGGACCUCUGGUUCGGCACCAAGGAGGGUGAAUUUGUGUCCAUGGGGGUGUAUGCCGGAGGAAACUCUUACGGCAUCCCAGAAGACCUCAUCUACUCCUUCCCCGUCCAGAUCAAAAACCAGAGCUGGAAGGUGGUGGACGGCCUCAGCAUCAACGACUUCUCCCGGGCCAAGAUGGACGCCACGGCCGCCGAGCUGGUGGAGGAGCGAGACACCGCCCUGGAUUUCCUGUCCCAGUGACUGAGCCCUGUCGCCCCCGCUAGCCACGGCCGCUCCCGGCUGUGAAGACCGACCCCCGGACAUUCCCCCGCGUGUCCCGCCCUCACCUGCGCUUUUCAUGUCCACGUGCGAGCGCAUGCGUUUGUUCUCCACAGACCUUUCAAAGCUGUCAGUCAUCGCAAUCUGGCGUUGGUAGAAAACACUCGUCAGCAACAAAAUAAUAAUAAAACCAUCAAGCUUAACCACAAAA
Messenger RNA from Hippocampus comes (tiger tail seahorse), 1155 nucleotides. Its product is annotated as malate dehydrogenase, cytoplasmic-like. The record is from RefSeq and is a predicted model, not a curated record. The transcript is spliced from 7 exons. Gene Ontology annotation, molecular function: L-malate dehydrogenase (NAD+) activity. The coding region runs from base 60 to 926 and encodes 288 amino acids. NCBI's taxonomy places the organism in Eukaryota, Metazoa, Chordata, Actinopteri, Syngnathiformes, Syngnathidae. Gene Ontology annotation, biological process: malate metabolic process.